AUGACGUCAAUUGCUUCCGAAUCCGUGGCCACGAUCCUCUGCACCAGCAAGCAGACGCGUUUCAAUAUCCAGACCGCAGACCAUCGCGAGUUGGAUAUUGACGGCCUUAACAUCACCGUCACUUCAGCUGGGAAGCCCGGCGCAAAAGGCAAGUCCAAGGCCCGAAGUGACGGGACCGAAAUCCUUGUCGACGCCAAGCUGCGUCUGAAGGCCGGCCAGCGGUACGCACUCGUCGGAAGAAAUGGCUCCGGAAAGUCGAGUAAGAACAAAGCGUCCAAGACACUUUGA
Colletotrichum spaethianum is the source of this 288-nucleotide messenger RNA. RefSeq lists its product as uncharacterized. NCBI's taxonomy places the organism in Eukaryota, Fungi, Ascomycota, Sordariomycetes, Glomerellales, Glomerellaceae. The record is from RefSeq and is a predicted model, not a curated record. Bases 1 to 288 code for a protein of 95 amino acids. The transcript has 2 exons.